AUGAAAUUUGCCGAUCGCGUAGAUAUCGACUGCAUCUGGCACAUCAUCAACAUGGGCGACAAGUACCUAUUCGAUGGAGAAAUCUUGCAAGGCUUCUUCAAGCGAUGGUAUGCUGCGAACAACAAUCUGGAUCAGAAGGGCGUCGACUUUGCGCGGCAACUUGCCCUUCCUUGCUACGUAUUCGACCACGCGCAGGGCUUCGCCGACGUGACAAAGUGGCUUGCCUACAACGCCGAGGGACACAUUACCGAGAAACGUCCCCCGGGCUUCAAAUGGAAGCAUCUGCAUUUGGCACCACCGGAGUUCGUCGGUCCCAUGAACGCCUCCCGCGGCCGCCUUCGCAACGUCCUGCACAAAGAGCUCUGGAAGAGCGCUGAGACCCUUAUGCAUCGCGGCAAGAGAUCCUCAACAUGCACGCACUGGGAGAAGUCCUUUGCAAACUACUUCUACGCAUUGUAUACAGCCGAUGUUUACCCCAUCGAACUGAAAUGCGCAAGGGCCUCCAUCAACACGAUGCUUAGUCGUCUUGACGAGUUCUACUGCCCUAAGGGAGGGUGCUGCAGUAUCUGCACGGUGGACUGGGAGCCCGCGGUAGAGCAUGCGCAGACAAUGACGAGCAAGUACUUUGACGGCCUCUGCAUUGAUUGCAUGGGUAAUUCGAGGCUGCCCAGGGGAGUAGACCCGGAUGUCAAGUACUGGAUGAAGAACGGUAGUAGCUCAGGCCGAUGGGACCAGCACUGUCGCAUCAAGCACGGUGAGCCUACUUGGUACCACUCCUGGUGUGGAAGGGAUGAGCAUCGGCAGAGGUUGAUCAAGGCCAAGAAUGAUGAUUCUGAUUAA
Messenger RNA from Cucurbitaria berberidis CBS 394.84, 840 nucleotides. RefSeq lists its product as uncharacterized. The transcript has 2 exons. Lineage: Eukaryota; Fungi; Ascomycota; Dothideomycetes; Pleosporales; Cucurbitariaceae. The coding region runs from base 1 to 840 and encodes 279 amino acids. The record is from RefSeq and is a predicted model, not a curated record.